GACUGCCACUUUAAUACUUUUAUCUUACAUGUGUGUCUCUUACAGUGUACUUCCUCAAGCAGUUAUGACUACCAAUACAAGUACUAAACAAAAAGGAACGCUUUUGUAUGAUUAUGUGGCAGCUCCACAAAGUACGUGUAUAUUUUUGUACGUGCUCCUUAAGUUUGCACUAGAGGGUGUAUCAAGAAUAGGUAAUCCAACUUUGGCAUGUCAUUGUGCGUCAAUUACUUGGGUGUAUUAACGUAAUAUUUGCAUGGUUGAAUGACGAGUUUUUGUGCCAUUUUGAGCAAAACAGAGCAAGUAUGAGCCUGAUGAAAUUGCCGGUCGAAAUCGCACACUUUCACCGUUGGAAAUUGAGGCUAAACUUAUUGAAAAUUUACUCCCUCUGGGACUCGAAGAUGACGAACUUCACUUCCAUAAACGUCCUGAAUAUGCAUAAUUAUUAAUAUUGCCUGGUAAAAUCUUGUUAACCCUGCUGUAAGCUCUUUGUUACCAUGAGACAUUCGUAAUUAAUUGCGUUUUCUUUUGUUAUCCACUGCUUUAAUUAGGUACAGAGGGGAUUUUGACCGACAUUUUUUAUCGUUCUCAUUCGAGUAAUUACGGUACCUUUUCUUGAUACACCCUGUAGUGCACAAAUUUGUUUCCUUAUAUUAGUUUCUUAUAAAAUGUUCUUUAAUAUCAUUGUACUCAAGUUUACCCAAUUCUGAUUGGAUAAAUUUUUUUCCUAACUUGCACAAUUUUUUCCUAAAUUGCACAGGUAUGCAAUUAAUUGUUAAUUGUGCGGUUCCCGCGCCGGCGGAAAUUUAUGGUCACCGGAAUACGUCAUGUAAAGUUUUGUUUUGAUAAAGUUUUUGUCUACAUUUAAUAAUGAACAAUUGAUGUCAAUUUUUUAUUUGAAAUGAACGGGAAUUGUUCGCUCCAUUAAACGAAAAUCAUUUUAAAAUUGGUAAAGGAACUGGGGUGAGUUCAAGACUCGUUUGAUGAGAGGUUUCCUCAACUACCAAAAGUUGGCAUGGUAGAAAAGACGGAGCACGAAGUCUGUAUAAAAAAGCUUAGCGGUGAUACCUAAACCGACUCCGUCUUUUCCCAUCUAUGAGGCAUAAAGUGUUCAUUACAGCUUAGCGGUCGAGCUCCAGACCCAAUUAGAUCGUAUCCUUCAUCAUCCUUCAUCAUCACCUCGAAAACUCCAAAACAUUUUUGGGAUUUGUGGGGUAUUAAUGGACUUUGCCGCCAUUGCCCAACUAAGAAACCAGUGCCAGAGUGGCACUGGAUUCGUGACUGUCAAUGUGCAUAUAGUGCAUAUGCUCCAUCAUAUUGUUUGUUUUGAGAAAAUUAAGUGCAUUGUGCAAGAUGCAAUUAAUGAAAUAUCAAUUGCACUUCACACGAACAAAUCAGAAUGUAGUUAAAUUUGUCAUACAGUUGUGUGCGCAUCUUCGCUUUAACCACACGCGCAUAUUCACAGGUUUGACGCCUUUGACCUGAGUGUUAUACAAUACAAAACAUUGAUUUCGCACCUGUUGCUUUUUGCAGAUUUCCAGAAAACGUUUGAAGAAUGGAUAUGCCGUGAUAGGUUCUAUUUGCAAGCUACUCAGGAAGGUACUGAAUGUAGAAUUACGUUAUUGACUCUAUUUAUUCAAAAGAACGACCAAGUUUUCUUGGACAAUUGUUUCUUGACAUAGAGCUUUAAUUACUUCCUCGUCGUUUCUCACAGCAAAUUUUCAAACUUCUCAAAUUCAUUAAUAAUUCAUGAGCAAAUAGACUAAUCAUAUAGCAGUAUUUUGUCACGUGUAUUAGCGUGGAAAUCCCGGUAAACAACUAAAUUUUGAUUGAAUUAGUCUUUUAAACAGAAGUAAAAAUAUAUGAUUUCGACCGACAAUUUUUAUCGUUCUCAUAUGUGUUCUGUUUUUGCUCAAAAUGACCCAAAAAAAACAUGUCAUUCAACAGCUGAAACCCCCAAAAUUACGUUUAUACGCCCAGUAACUAAUGCCCAAUGACAUGCCAAAGUUGGAUUAUUAGAAAUUAAAUAGUAUUCAAUUAAAGAUUCGAAAUGGACGUCAGGUCAACUUGCGUCUAAAUUGCGCUUGGCCGUACAGUGCAUCUUAAUGACUUACUAGGCAGCUUCAUGUCUAGUUUUCCUUGAUGUCCACACAAACAAACUAAGUUUUUCGUGCUUUAAAGCUGUCAUAACUAAGUUUAGAACAAGGUUCCUGUGAAGAAAACCUAUCAUUUUGCGUCGUACGAAUGCGCAAAUAAAGCCCAUAGUUGUUUGCUGCCAGCAUUCAGUCCGUUAGGAUUCCUGGUCUUUUUACGUCAGGUUUUCCUCGCUAUUUCUUCUUUUAAAUAGUAUUUAUUAAUGAACACAUUGAAUAUAUUAGUGCUGAAAAAUUUAAUUUGUUGACAUAAUUAGCAGAAGUUAAUUGUUUUAUGUUGUGGCCUAACUACAUUAGUAGCAGAAGAGUAACCAUGUUAGAUCGUUUUAAAUUGUAGGUUUUCAUGAUAUUUUUGAUGCCCAAACUACGAAUCAAGAAGACCAGAAUGAGAAGGUUGGUACAAACUAUCUCGUACAGUACUUAGAGCAGGGGAGAGGGGCGGGAGGGCGGAAGGUAAAGGUUGUCAAAAUAGUUGGGCAACAUGCAAGAGUUAGUGCUCAAUUGGUACUCUUUUCCCAGAAAACCUAUCCUCCCCUCUCCACCCCUUUAGAUGUUGCUUUUAGUAGCAAUAUAUAAAGGAUAGGAUUUCAAGACCUCACUGCAUCUAACAAUACAUAUGUAACAAGUCAACAUUGCAUGGGGCUGCGGGAGGGGAGUGUCAAUCGAGAGGUGUUGUCAGCAGAGUCUUCCCGUGUUUGAAGCCGCUUAAUUCAACUGGUAUAUUUAUGUUAAAUUCAGCGCUAUGAAUAACAAAGAAAACCGUACCGUGUCAAUCAUGUGAUAAUUAUAUUUGAAUUCUGAUAUUGUGUUUAUGACUAACGUGUUUUGAAGUUAGUAUUGUUUGUAAUGUUGUUAAACUGGGUUUUUUUUAUAAAUUUAACGUUGUCUUAAAUAGUUACCACUUGGAAGCUUAGUGGAAAUAGCUAAAGAAGCCUUGAAGAACGGAGAAUUAAAGACUGCAGAAAAAGUCCUCCAUAGUGCGAUAAAGAAGGAAAUAUUGGAGAGCGCAGACAGUAAAAUAAAUGUUGAAUCCUAUCGUUAUCUGGCUGAAGUGAUCCAGGAAAAAGCUACGCAAGAUGACUUGGAAUUACCGACAAGACAAAGAUAUUUACUACAAGCGGCUGCCUUGUUGAACUUCGUGAAAAACCUUAUGAGGAAUGGUGACACUGAAAAUGAACUAUCAAAAAAAAUGCUGACAACGGUCUCUCAAAAACUGCAAGAAAUUCAAGACAACUUGAUACUUUCUGUCGGUGGGAACUUGCCAUGCUACAAAUUUAAUUCGGAAAGUUACAAGAAGAGCCUGGACUCCUUGCGAAACGUAGCAAGUAGUCGCUUGAAUGCUAUACAUGAUAGGUAUGUGAGCGAGAGGGACAGCGAAGAAGACCACAGAGAAAUGUAUGUGAAACAAGCAGAAGAGAUAAGGGUUUUGUUUAAAACGAUCGCCUCCGAAAUGAAAUUGCUGUUCUCUGAUAUCAUCAAGGAUUGUAUGGCAGUCAUUGGCAAGCCACCGUGCAACUAUGAAAUCAUUGUCCUUGGAUCCCUGGCGCGUGAAGAAAUGACACCGUAUUCUGAUUUAGAGUGGGCUAUACUGACUAGCUCAGAGGAGGAGAGAUGCAAAACAUUUUUUCGUAACUUAACUAACCUUGUCCAUCUACAGGUGAUCAAUCUCGGAGAGACUAUUCUACCAAGUAUGGACAUCAAAGCUCUGACCGGGGGUUGGUUCUAUGACGAAGUAACUCCACGGGGGGUUUCGUUCGACGGAUUUUUGCCGCAAGCUUGUAAGACUCCCCUUGGAAAUGUGACAGACUUUGAGCUAAUCCACAAUCCUACUAGCAUGGCAGCAUUUCAAAACAAGAACUGGCGGGAGAGAAAUCCGGGAUUGGGAGAAAUUCUGCAGACUGUUGCACCACUGAAAGACAAUGGGAAUCACCAGUUGCUGAACGAGUAUCGACAAGAUUUGCGACAAUUUCUUCACGGUUCCUGCGAUUCAAACGAAUGUGAUCAUGAUUCUUCAGACAGCAAAUGCCCCACUCGAAAUGAGUGCAGAGGUUUGAAGACCGUCAAGCAAGACGUCUUUAAAUAUAGUAGAUUCUACCUGAACACCGAACGACAAAAUGAUGGGAAACUAUACGAUGUUAAGCAAGAGAUUUAUCGCGUAACAGACCGGGUCAUCGUGGGACUGGGAAAAUGUGUCGGGAUCGAAAAAAAUGGAGCGUUUGAUAUUCUUGACGAGUUGCGCGAGAAAGGAAAGAUAGAGGCAAAUGCAAGGGAUAAUCUGGCGAGUGCUGUUGCGAUCGCUCUUAAACUACGUUUGGCCACGUAUCUCAAGGCUGGAAAACAAGCCGAGGAUGUAAAGUCUAUCCCAACAGAUGAAACCUAUCCACAGGUUGCCGCACACGUUUAUCGGCUGCCAAACAAGACGGAACUUUUCCAUUUCUACUACGUCGUUGUUCCUCUGUGCAAAGAAAUGAAAAUGUUUUGUAACAAUGGCGCCGAACACUCGGUUUGGUUCUCAGAGAAAGAGUUUUUUGAGUACUCCGACGUCAUCAAAGCCAACAUUUAUUCUCGGAUUCUGGACUACCCUAAAGCCCACGAGUGCUACGAGCGGGCCCUCGAGAAGGACCCACGCAACAUGGAGUUAAAAUUUUGUUGUCUCAGCUUGGAGUUAAUGACUAAGGACAAUAAGGAUGGAGGGUUAUUGUUGAAACGUAAACUUGUUGCUCUACUACAACAGUUGGGCAAGACGUACAAUUUUCCAGAAGUAAACUGGGUAGAUAACAAUGAAGGCGUUUCAGAGAUAGAUUAUUGUCGUAAUUUUGCCGAUACUAACUUGCCGUUAGCGAGUAUUCCCCCGUUAAUUCACAUCCUCAGUAUGUUAUCUUCAGUCCAUGAGACGCAGCUAGGGAAUUUCAAGACAGCACAGUUGUUACUUCAACAGUGCGCAAAACUGCAGAACUUGCUAGGUCUCGAUUCUUCAGACGUUCAUGUGUUAAGGAUCAGAUUGAAAAUUCUUGGUCUGGCGUGUACGUGUUGGACGCAGAGUGCAGCUAAUGAUUUGGAGUCCGUGAUUUCGAAAUUGACCAUUUUUAUCAAACGUGAGGGCAUAAAUAUCAGAGCGUUUCUCUUGCUCACCGAACUUGGCUCUGUUUUGAAAACUCGAAGUAAAUAUAGCGAGGCGUAUCAGUGUUUGCAGCGAGCGUUUUCAAUGGGUCGUCUCCUGUACGGCGUGAAUCUGAAUUUUUACGUUGUCCAUACUUUGCUAAUGCUAGGAAAUGUUUGUGAGAAAUUGGCACUUUACGAGGAAGGCAAAAUGUAUUUGAAACAGUCCCGACCAUUCUUGCUGUCGCUAAAAGGCAGACUUUCAGUAGUUCUCAUUAGGAGUAUUAAUGUUACCUUGGCAAGAAUUUGUAAUAAGUCCAGUCAUCCGGAGGAGGCUAUAACGUACGUUACCGAAUCCCUAGCAUUAACACCUAGUGUAACAACCGCAUCAUGGACAGAUAUUAUGAUUGAUUGCCAGAUGUACUGUGAAGCUGCUUCUGCUUGGCACGAUUUAGGUGCUGAAGAGAAAGCCUGGCGUGCGGCUUUAAGUGCCAGAGACAGUUUGUUACGUGUCACGAACCUGGGUACCCGAAUGGUCCUAAGAGGCAGCAUUGCCACAACCUACGUAAAGCUUGGUAAGAACAAGGAAGCGGUAGAACUAAUGAAACAAGGCGUGAACGAGUUGCCUUUGGAUUUCGAUGAUUUAGUAAUCGUACAAUGUUUGAACGUCUUCGGAGGGUUAUUGAGGAAACAAGGGUUAUUGAAAGAAGCUAAGGAUUGUUACCAAAGAGCACUAGAGAUGAAAGAAGUCAAGGAUGUUGACAGCUUUGACGUUAUUAACAGCCUUUUGGGGAUUGCGAACGUUCAUCUGGAAAACGGCGAAUUGUCAGAGGCGAUGAAUUUUGCAGAUCAGUCAUGGAAAGCCGUUUUAACAAUGGAACCUAGCCACGAUAAGUGUCGAUUUCUUGGAGAAGUCGCUGCGUGUUGGCGAACUUUGGGAAAGCCUUGUAAAGCCAAGAUGUGUUUAGAGCAAGCACUUGAGAUUUACAGAAGAUCGGUUGUUUCUCAAAAAAUGCCCAACGUCGAGUAUGACUUUCAUGUUAGACUGGCCGACUUGGUCGAGGCCAUUGCAACGGUGGGAGACGAUAACGGGGCGAAGUUAACCGAAGAACAAGUGGGAACAGCGAAACGAUUUCACUACAGCCAAGCCGCGGAACUUUUAAGACGACAUUUAGAGUCAGGCAAUUUCAACUCGUGGACUGUUGCUUUAUUCGCAUCACUGGCCGAGAAAUUCCGUGCUAUCGGCGAUAUAUCAGAGGAAGAAAAACUUCUGGUCGAAGGUCUUAGGAUGAGCGAAGAGGUUUACAAUUAUGGAGCGGCUAACGAGAUGUUUGCGUUAAUACUAAGGCGUUUGUCUAAUGUUUGCUUGGAAACAGCGAAUUACGAGAAGGCUUUGGAGUACUUGGUCCGCUCCCUUAAGAUGGAAUUGAAAAUACAUUCGUCCAACCCACACCAUGCUCACAUCCUCUCUGGUAUGUUCAGUUUGGCCGUUAUUUACAGGAAAAAUCCCGCGAUUAGCGAUCCUGUGAACGAUCUUGAAAACAGUCCAGGGCACACUACGGAAGACGGACCGUGCGACGACGAAAUUGAGAAGGCAACCUGUUUUGCUACAAAGGCCAGUUUGCAUUUUUGCUUCGGCGAUUUUGAAGGCGUGGAGAAGUUUAGCCGAAUGGCGAGUGAUAUUUACAGGAGACUUGGGGACCACACUGUGUGCUACAAGAGCAUGAAGUCGGUCAGGGAACGAUGUGAGCUAAUGCUAAAGCUUGCGCAACUCGCAAAGCAGAAUCCGAAUGAAAUGCUGAAUUCUUCGGGUUGGCUUCAGACAGUGUUUCGGAACAUUAGAACCAAGGGUUCGACAUUGUUGACAUUUGCAAUAGUUCCUGUCUUUCAAUCCACAGGGGAUGGAACGGUGACCGAUAUCAACCAAUCAGGAGACCUCGCAAUAACAAACACAUCGGACGGUGGUAACGACGAUACUCCAAGGCCACCAGCACAAGCUUACCCGUACUUAUCUAGUUUAGUCAACCAGGAAAGCGAGAAGACAAUACCUACACAUGAUUACCGACAUGACAAACUGACUUCGAUUGGAGUCCCAAUUACAGCAUUUGAAGAUAAUAUGCCAGAAGGUGCCAUUGCCCGAGACGAACUGAUCUUAGAUGAUGAUAACGAUGAGAUAGUGUUUCCAGAGACAGGCGAGGUACUUGCUGUAAGCGAUUUGGGGAGAUUCCUCGAGUUACUAGGCUUAGCAGAUGAAUCAAAAUCCACCAGCGAAGUCGAUAACGACGGAAUUCAAACCCUGAGGAAUUUGGAUGAUUCUGACACUUUAUUAAUGUCAGACUACGCGAAUUUUUUAAAUGACCCUGUCCAAGAAUUCCUCAACAAUGCGUUUAUGGCAAAAGAAAACAACGAGAUGGCGUUAAUGUCGACGUACCUAAAUAUGGCUGCAAAAUAUAAGUCGAGCCCGAGACAAGAAGCACUUAUUUCCAAGCUCCUGGGACAGUGCAAUGUUGCUUUGCAUAAAUACAAACUAGCAGCUAUUGACUUCGGGAAGGCAGCAGCUUUCUACAGAUCAUUAAACCUAGCAGCUGACACAGACGACUUGUGUGAAUUCAUGGAUAGCUUGCGUGGUCUGACAGAGAGCCAUCUGCUUUGCAAUGAUGUGGAGAGCGCCUGGUGCACAUGUGAAGAAGCCUUGUCCUUGAAGUCUGUGGUAAUAUCUGGAACACCCACUUUCUACCACCUUAUUUCUAUGUACUAUUUGGCUGCGAAGUGUUCAACUGCUCUUAUUGCGCGCGGACUCACACACGAGCACGACAUGCAAACCGUCGUUUCGUUUUGUAAAGAAGCUUUGUCAGCGAGCGAGGAAGCGGAACUCGUUGUGGGCUCAAACGACGCCAAUCAAGAACUUAAUGGUAGCUGUGCCAGAGAAGAUCUCUUCCCGUUGAAAUGUGAAGUCACUCUACUCUUGGCAAGAACUCUUUCUGAGUUCAAUUUGGAAGAAGAAGCACGAUCAAUUCUCGUAGAGAUGGUUCAACGUCUUAGAAAUCUUGUCGCUGUCUUCGAAGCUUUCUCCAGCGACACGUGGCCAGAAGGCGACAAUAAGUUUUGGAAUCUCCAAAUCAAUCUGUUUUCUUGGAUUGGACAAGCGUUGCUGCUGUUAGGCGAAGUAGAUGAUGCAACAGACGGCCUGAAGAAAUCUUUGGCAGCGUUAUUCGUUCUUCAGUCCAUGAACGUGAAACUUUAUGUGGAAAAUCUCUUAAGCUUGUUAGAUGCAAUCACCGCUAGGAAUAUCGUUGAGACUAACUCAUUUCAACAAACUCUCGAAUUUUGUAAACGUCUGUAUAUGGAGCAACACGAUUCUUUGGAGAAACUCGUCGAAUUCUUUGCCGACGUUGGUAAUCUUUACGUGGAUAGAGGGAGGACACAAGAGGCCGUCAGUGCAUUCGAAAUAGGCUUAGCAGUCGCAGAGUCCAUGCAUGGUGGAGAAGUACAAAAAAGUUGUGAACUGUUACUGCUGUACUUGGGUAUGACUCACGCACUUCAAGCGACUUUGAAUGUAGCCAAAAGCGAGCGCGAAGAACUUCUUUUGGCUGAGAAGUAUUUCCGAAUGGGACAGGAGCUCGAAGACAGCGGGGUUACCAUGGAUCUCUUGUAUGCACAGUUUCUCAUUGCACAAGAACGAUUUGAUGAAGCGAUCCCGUUGCUGGAGCGGGUAAUACAGCUUGACGACUGUCUAUGGGAUGACCAUAUUGCCGUUCCGUAUUACCAACGACGACUUUACGGCCCGAGUGUUUGCAAGUACGUUGAACUGCACGGGGAAUUGCUGACGUUCAGCAGGAAUUUAGGCUACAGUUUUCUCGUUCGAGCUUACGUGGACAGGGGAAUGCGAAAACAAGCUGUUAGGUUUUGUGAAGAAUUCGCUGUUAACGGUAGAGAUGAGGAAAACUCUUAUGAGAACAGACCACCUGCUGUGUCGUUCCUGCUUGGUUGUGCUCAGAGAAGUUUACUAUCUUUGGUUGACGGACAAAUCCAUUUGCAAUUGGUCGAGUCGGAUGUUCCACUAACAGCAGAAAACCUAGCGGAGCUGUACUACGCGCUAGAGGAAUACGAUCUAGCGUUAAGAUAUAGCAACAAGGCCAGGGAAUUAUUGGUAUUGCUGCCGAAGGAAGAUGUGGAUUCAGUAGAGUACGAUCACCGCCACCUGUCGCUGUUGCGUACUGGAGGAAAUUCCCUGAUAAUGCUGGAAAGGGUAAACGAAGCGUAUUCUUACUUCGCUACUUUCUUAAUGCUUCUUCAAAGUCAAGUAAAUGUUCUCGAAAAACCAUUUGAAGAAGCGCAGGCCAUUCUUCGCCAUUACUCAUUCGCCCACGAGUUCUGUGUUUACCGAGCACUAGGAAUGCUGCUGGUCAGGCGCGGUAACAUUGAUGGUGCACUUAAGGUUUAUGAACACUGCAUAGAUGUGGAUAAAGAGUAUAGUUUAGACCCGAGUUUGGUAGGAACUUUAUCUGAACUUUAUCAAACCAAGGCAUUUACUACAGCCAAGAAUGAUAAGGUCGAACACAAGGCUUGGAUGAUGAAAGCGCAGGAAUGUUUUGAGGCGUUUUUCAGGAGCAACAAGAAACCUACUCCAUUUCUGGAGGCAGCGUUUGCUUCGUUUCUCUAUCGUAUCCAUCGUACCGAGGAGGCCGUACAUCAUUUCCAGAAUAGUAUCACAGAUGGAAGUGCGGACGAGGUUACGAUCUCCUUCUCCCAUGAGGACAAGUGUUUAUUAAGUACGCACCUUCAGCAAGAAAUUGAGGUCACGGGACAAAUUUUUUUACCAAACAAAGUUUACGUACUUUAUCAAAUGGUGUCGGCAUAUUUCAAGUUGGGAAAAACAGACGAACUUCAAGUAACAGUAAAACGAAUGGAAGAGUAUGUCGCCAGCAAGAGGACGAGUCCAUUGUUUCCCCUAUGCCUGGCCGUUCUGGGAUAUGCGUACAAAGAGACUGGAAACGAAUCCAAAGCAGCAGAAGCAUUUAACGUCGUGUUACAAUUGAUGCCGGGUCACCGACCUGUGAAGAACGCGUUGGAGAGCUGUAAAUUGUAUGAAAAAAAAGAGUUGCUUACCGAUCAAGCGUUGUGAGGAGGAUGUCAAUUCCUGAACAGAUGAGAUUUGGUUUAACUUCGACAACUCAUGUAAAUAUAGUUACAAGAACUUUCAAAAUUACGCGACCUCCCUGAAAAAUACUCUUACUUCAAAUGUCAGUUUUAUGUCACAAAAACUGCUAAAAAUAACAAACGUAAACAAAUUUCAAAAGACAUUUUAAACCGUCUUUAACAAAACUGAACAAAAAUGAGUUAACUUAAGCUCCGUUUACGCUACGCUCAAUUUUUGGUACGGCACGGAUAAAAUUGGUACCCGUACCAAAAAUUGAGCGUAGUGUAAACGGGACUUUAGAUAUACAAACUAAAGCACAAUACAAACCAUCACAACAGACAUAUGUGCCGUGAAUAACUUUUAAAGUUUGAAAAAUAACAAUUUAUCCUGGAAUUUAGCUGUCAGUAUAAAACACGCGCGCUAGACUAUAGCGGUGAUGUUAUGAUUUUGUUUGUGCUUAAAUUUUGCAAUAAUUCUCACUAAAAUAUAUUGAAAAUCAUUGUAAGCCUGUUUAUAUAAAGCAUACAAAGCAUUUACAUCGACAAGGAACCGCAAAACUCAAAGUUUAAACUUCGUGACCGAAUGACAUAAAACUGACAUGUCAACUCUAGCAUUUUCGUCCUUGGUCGCGUAAUUUUGAAAACGGGUGUAAUAGUUUAGCCAAAAUCUUAAAAACUGUACUGUGUGAAAUGUUUUAAUCAACCAUGUCAAACAACGUCUGUUAAAAUGUAUUAUUUAGUAAAUGUUGUCCCUAGUUCGUCAACUCGAAACAAUGGACCUUACCGUUUAUUGCAUUUUUCCCCAAUGGCCUCGUUUUCAUGUUUGCUUUAUUUUGCCCAGUAGUCUCUUCCAAAUGUUAUAUCCCUAUAUUCCUUGGACAUAAAUGUUUUUCUCUAAGUUUAAGUUUGUUACAAGUGCAUCCAUAACCCUGAUUACACAUAAACCACGAAAAAAUAACCGCAUGAAAACAAAGCCCUUGGGUAAAAUGCAAUGAACUGUAAGAUCUAUUCAUUAUAAAUUUAUGAUUUAAUCCAAGAGAUUUUCUAGAUCUUUUACUAUAUCCGGAAGGAUGAAGCUGUCAAGUUAUGUUUAGGGUACGAUGCUGCAAAUGUGAACAGUAUAAAAUUUGCCAUCCAAGUGAUACACGGUGAUUCGAGGUGAACGUAACAAUGUAAUAGUUAACAGUAUAAAUCGUUAAUUAUUCAUUUCAUAGUUAAGUAUAAGCAAUAUUCUUUCAGUUGGAACAUAACGAUGUAUUAUAAUGUUUCAUUAAUUUCAUUUCUUACGAAUAUGAAUGAGUUUUUUGCAAUUGGUUAAUAGGUUUUAAUACGUAAGUAUUUCAUGUAAACAAACGGUUUUAUAAGUAUACCAUCAUUGUCAUAAUCGUGAAUCUCAAGACAUUUCUGUCCAUUUCUGCUACAGACACCAUUAGAAAUGCCUUCUCGAUGUCACUAAUAAUUGUUACCUUUAAACGUAUCGCUACAUCAAAUAUGUUCUUGGAUAAAGACAGGCCAAUAUACAAAAAAUUGUUCAGCGAAGUUCCAUUAGAUUUACAUGAUGCAUUGUAAACCACUCUCAAACAUCUUCCUUAUCUCAACAUAUGAUAUAGCAUGAUGGGGUAGGUAAUGCACUUUCCCAGCCUCAUUCGGUUCUAUCCACUCUUUCGACAAUCCCUUCAUGAAGUUGGGUUUUGAUAACAUUGUCAUACUUUUUCAGAAUUUCUAGAGUUUGCUUCAAUAGUAAAAUGUGUAAAAACGUCGAAGAGAUGCCUUGUAGUUAUCAGGUAGGAGGGUAUGUGGGCGUGAGUGAACUCUGCGUAAUUCUGCGAAAUAUUGCUGUUUUUUUCGUAUUUUCUUAUUAAACAAGAUAUCAAAUUAAUUGUAAAGAGCUGGUGAAUAUUGCCUUGUGGUUUUUAUCCUUGUACUGUAUCGUGGUAGAGAGUUAUAUUGGAUUUUGUCUUUGCGGUGUUGUAAUUAUUGUUGUCACGCAAUAUAAACAGGAAAUUUCAGUUUUGUACUGGCUGGAUUUUAUUAAAAAUUACUGUGUGGAUUGUGAUCUGUA
Paramuricea clavata is the source of this 12450-nucleotide messenger RNA. Lineage: Eukaryota; Metazoa; Cnidaria; Anthozoa; Malacalcyonacea; Plexauridae. The record is from the annotation of a GenBank genome assembly.